AUUCUAGAAGACACGGUCGUAGGAAGAAAAUUUUAAAAGUCCUGAAGCAGGUAAUGAGAUGUGAUAUUUAGAACCAUUCAUGGAAGAGGGCAUCAUGUCGUAGACCUAAGCAUGUUGUUUUGCUUUGUUUGAUAUUCAACGUUAUGUGAUAAAAUCGUGGAUAAAUUGUUCCAGGGAAAGGAAAAAAGGUAACACAAUGUCUAGAAGAGAUUACGCUGUAACAAAGCGAGAGGACACAGUACAUUAUACGGUUGAGGACAUAGAUGCUUGCGAUGAUCUUGAUGAUGCUUGUGAAAUUGGGGAAGCCCUGGACGUCAAUUUGUGGGGACUGUCUGACCUAGAUAGCAUCAAAGAGAGGCUGAUCAUGCACAUAGAGAAGGAAAAAGGCAACUUCAAAACACAGAUAUUUGAUAAACUUAUGGAAAUUUUUCGGGAAGAUGAGCGAAAACGACAAAAAAUACUUGAACUGUUAAAGACAAUCCAAGGGACAUUAAAGAAAUUUGAAGUGCCAGAGGUUCCGAGCCAGCAACGCAAAAGGGGUAGCACAGCGUUGGAGGAACUUCUGGUGACGGAGGGGGCGACGAAAAGUUUCGAAAUUGACUUCAAUCAAAGGAUCUCACAAAUCCAAACAGGAGAAUGCAUUAUUGUUGUGUCAGGUGAGACCACAGCCGGUAAGUCAAGUUUCCUUAACCUCUUUUUUGGCGAGGAAAUAUUACCGGUCCACCACAACCCUUGCACCUCUGUCAUUACAAAAAUUUCCUACGGCGUGAGCAGAUUGGCUCGCAUCGUUCAUAUGAACGGCGAUACAGAAGAAAUAGAGGACAUUCAUAAAGGAGAAUUGAAGGAAAAGUUAUGGUCGAAAAUAUUUGAAACUAAUUUAGACAACAGAGAACAGACAUCAAGAAUAAACGAAGUUCAACUAUCCUUGCCAGUGGAGAAAUUGAAGAGCGGGAUUGUUUUGGUGGACUCUCCAGGAAUCGGAGAAAAUUCUGCCAUGGAUUCUGUCAUCACACAAUUCGUCUCAGAACACCACAUCAGUGGUUUCAUUUACAUCAUCAAGUCUGACAAUGCCGGAGGUGUCGACGAGGACAGACUAGGAAAAUUACUCAAGGUAAUCAUAGACAAGCAAAAGAAGAAAUCUGACGAUGCUGGAACAGUUUUUGAUCCAAAAUGUGCAAUAUUUUUGUGUAAUAUGUGGGACAAUAUCAAGAAAGACGAGCAAGACAAUGUGUAUGAAUUCAUAGUCCGGAGGCUGGAAAAUUACUGGCCAGGACUGGUUAGGUCCAGCGUUAUCAGGUUUUCUGCAAAACGUGCCAAAGAAGAGCUGUCUGUUGAUCCAGACUACAUUACCAAAGAUUACAAACUCUUUCUGGAGGCACUGAAAGAGUUAGUGGUCAAGGCAACUGAUAAAAGAGUUAAGGCCACGUACAAGUGGAUGGAAACAGUCUUAGUACGAAGUGUUCAUCAUCUUAAAACUAUAGUUAAAUCUGUCGAUGAUAAUGAACAACAUUUAAAAGAGAAAAUGAAGCAUGUUCACGAAAAGCUUCAAAGUUUAAGGCUGAAGUCACAGGAGGUGCUGAAAGAUCAAAAAGCACAUAUAGACGCAAGUGUUAAAGAAAUCUGUCAAACAUUUGAAAUCUUCUUGAAUCAACCAGCCACACAUUUCCGACUUGUUCAUUGGUUGAACCAAGAUUUGAUAGAUAUUCGAGAGGAUGAUCCUUGGCCGGAAAUUAAACAAAAAAUUCAUCAUAUACUUCUGAACAGGAUAACUGAUGAAUUCACGAAGUGGGAGGAAGAUAAUAAAAAAUGUCGAAAGGUCGAGCAAGAAAUCUUCAACCAAAUCAAAUCCGAACUGCAUCUUUUACAGAGUGAUUUAGUGUCUAUCGAAGGUGAACUGCAUUCUGAUUCCGAUAGUGUCUCAUCAGAAGAAUAUUAUGGUUCAACAACUCGACGAAAAUCAUCACUCCUCUCAAUAAAACUUGGGCGAUGUGGAGACUAUGAUUUUGGAGCGUUACAUGCACAGCGACUACCAGUCCGAUUGGUUGGCAAAUUUUUGCAUCCAUUGGAUACUUUAGCCAAGACACUGAGACAUUCUAGUUUAUAUGAAACUUACGAAUUUGCGAGAUGGAACAGGAAGAAAGAAGUGUUUCAGAAAGAUCCACUCAAUGUCGCCAAGCAAGUCUCCGAAAAGUUUCUUCAAAAGUUUUUGCAUCCCAAAAAGGGCGAAGAAAAUAAACUUCUUAACUUUGUUUCAGAAAUGUUUGAUCGUCCAAGAGAAUUACUGGAGGUUAUUGAAGAGAAUAUCCCUGCAAUGAUCCAUUCCAAUGAAGAAUUACUAGACCAUAUUUCACAUUGCCGCAUCGAUGCAAAUGAAUCAAGAGAAACAUAUGAAAAGAUGAUGGUAGGUUUAGAAACUUUAAAACAUCAGCUUUUGGAGUAUGGAACUGGACAAAUUUACGUGGAUGAUUUUAUUGGAAGGGAAAUUCGUCUUCGGGACGAUUAUAACGACUACGGAGAUUCUGGUGAUUUCCGAUGUUCAGCAAUCAUUCUAAAUUGCUCGAACAACACUCGAGGAGGAGACAGACGCAUCCAGAGGGGGAUUUGGACUGCUCUACAAAAUGCGAGUUUAUACGACGAGGAGGAAAAACGUGAUGAAGCAAUCAUCAUCAAAGUCUAUCUUCCUCUGGCCGGAAUCUCCGAAACCUUUGCAGAAGUUACCAAAUUACGAUUUCUGGAUCACCCAUGUGUAGCAAAGUUUUUGGGUAUUCACCAUUCUGAUUCUCCAAUCCCUGCAUUUGUUUAUAUGGAUCACCUUCGAAGUCUAAAAAUAUAUAGAGAAUCGACCUUUUGCAAUCUUCGAGUGGAGAUUCCGAGAUUUCUGGAGGAGGUGGUUUAUGGCCUUGAAUAUCUUCACAGUAAAAAGCUUGUCCACAUGGAACUAUGUCAGAACACCAUUACAGUAGACUUUGAUGGGAAUGUUAAACUAACCGGUGGAUGUCUUCCACGUUUAGCCAGUUUCCCAAUGGACAAGGAGUCUAUCGUUGUGGGUGAUUUUGCAUACUUGUCACCGGACGUUCUGAGGGGGGAAAUAUAUGUUGCGUGCGCAGACGUGUAUGCGCUUGGUCUUCUGAUUUUCGAAUUGUUGCUCAAUACUCGAUGUUUUGACAACCAGAGAAUGAUGACUCUUGAUUUGUUUACCAGCAAAGUGGAUCCCAUUGGAAUGAACGAUGUCAUAAAUAAAUGCCAAGAGGUGAAUAUGACUGAAUCAACUAAAAAUCUUAUUGUGUGGUGCAUGGAUCCAUCAGCGGAUAAAAGACCUCCAGUCCAAGUGAUUGCAGAAAAGAUGAGUGAUUUUAAAACUGAACAGUGUGCACAGAAUCUCAGACGUAGUGGUUUUCAAACCAGAAGACACCAGGCCGUAAAGCGUGUUCCGUCUAAACAAGCUUCUUAGCGAGAUUUUGAAAUAUUUUUAAAGAAAAAUAGAUUUCCUAUGAACAUAGCUGACAAAAUAACUACCUAAUGGAGUCUCCAUGAAAAAGGAAUAUGUCUCAUCAAUAUUCAUGACACAUUUCCUUUGGUUUAAUAAGUAAUAUUAUUAUUUUGUCAAUUCAGUAUUAUACCGGUAGAUAAAAUGUGUGAAUUAUGAAAAUAAAACAAAACUUUUGGGGGUUCUUUUAGCAUUACCAUAUGAUAAUGAAAAUAAUUUUUAACCCAGUACUGCCGUUUUCAAUAGCUUUUGCAAAAGAGCAGUUCUGCCGUUACCAUGAAACGGUAUAAUUAUUCUGUUGUCUUCAAACUCAAAAUAUUGUAUACUUCGACUUUUUAAACUUGCAUACGUUACCGCGGUCUGUGUGCCUUAUUAAAAAAAACUUGUACCAAAUAUUUCAAGGUUUUUAGCAACCAAAUGAUAUAUAAAUAUUUAAUCGUUCUGCAGUUCCAUUAAAAUCACUCAAGUGUUGAAGGAGAGAGAAAAAAUCUAUUAAAUCAAUGUCAUGUACCGCGUAAUCGAUCCAUUUAACCAUUGAUCAAAGGAUCGGCAACUGCUAUUGAAAACGACAGUACUGGUUCGAUAAACAUGUUCUAAGUCCUUGGGGUUAAAAGUUAUUUCACUUCCUGGUUUAGAAGUUCUUAAUGUUGGCAAGGCAUGCAGAAAUAUCCAAUACGAAUGUUUAUUUUCUAAAUACUGUUUUAGGGGUUUAAUUUUAAUCCCGAUUCCAAACUAAUUUUGUCUCUCAACUUUUAUGAGAUAAUUCCUCGUAUUCCCUUUUGGCUAGGGUGGUAAUUGAAUGAGGUUGAGGGUGAAAAAGGGAUUAUAAUUUACGAAAAUAAUCGCAGAAUGUUUGAAAGAAUACUACUGUAACAUGUAUUGUUAUUUCUUAAUAAAUUGUAUCACAAUCA
Messenger RNA from Saccostrea cuccullata (small rock oyster), 4398 nucleotides. RefSeq lists its product as uncharacterized. The transcript is spliced from 9 exons. The coding region runs from base 197 to 3451 and encodes 1084 amino acids. Gene Ontology annotation, molecular function: protein kinase activity; ATP binding. Lineage: Eukaryota; Metazoa; Mollusca; Bivalvia; Ostreida; Ostreidae. Gene Ontology annotation, biological process: protein phosphorylation. The record is from RefSeq and is a predicted model, not a curated record.